GACGUGUCGUCUUUUUUCUGUAAUAUUGACUUAUUUUACAGAAAAGGUGACAGAAAGAAACUUAUAUUCUAAUAAUGGAGGACAGGAUUAAAAUUGAUGUUUAUGGACAACUGUACUCAAUUCCAAGAGAAAUAAUUGAAAAUGGACCGGCAUCUCGACUGAAAAGAAUGUACAAAACGGGCUCCUCCGUUUCAAAGUCUGAGUGUAUAUUUAUAAAUAGAUCGCCUGAAAGUUUUGCCGCCGUUCUAAGGUUUUAUCAAACUGGGGAACUGCAUAUUCCAAUGACGUCAUGUCCGGGAGCGUUCAUAAAGGAGUUGGAGUACUGGGAAAUAACGCCGGAUGCAGUUUCAGAUUGCUGUUACAACAGAUUACAGAGCUUUAUUGACGAGCAGGAUACACUAAGACAGUUUAAACAAAACUCUGAAGAUAGGGGUUGGAGUGAGUCUCCACCCGACUCCUACAACUGCAUGAAAAACAUACGCGCAAAACUGUGGGAGAUUGUCGAUUACACAAAACCUUCCCUGGCUGGAAAGAUAUACUUCGGUUUGACACUAUCGAUGAUAUUGCUUUCAAUCUUCACUCUGGCAUACAGCACAGAUCCGGGAUUUCAACGAGCAAUGACCAAUUGUGAGCGUCUGGAGUAUAUGAAAUCAUCUAAUAUGGAAGGCUAUGAGAUGAUGAAGCCAUAUCUUGAGGAGAUGUGUGACACCGAGUUUCUACCAAGCAACUCGGUAAAUGAAAUGUCAAAUGAAACUGUUCCAGAAAGUUUUUCCCUUCAAGCUGAUAACGAAACGGAUGAAAGUGAUUUCAAGGUAUAUGUGUUUAAGAUUAUGCAUCAAACCUUCUAUGUAGAGCAAACGCCUACGUUUGUAGACGAGCAGUCAUCUAUCAGACCACCUACAUUUUAUGAAACUGUUGAUGAAAAUGAAACAGUCAUUUCUGGAUCAGAAAUAUUCGAUGACUUAAACGGAACAUUUACAUUUGAAUUUCUUCCGAUGCCGUCGUUAUUCUUAGACGUACCUAUUCCACAAAUGUUCAUGGAAUUAAAAAACGUCAAAGUCCCAGAUAUGAAAGCUAAACUAUUUAUCCUUAUCAUAAUGGAGUCUGUUUCAAACGUUUUCUUUACGGUCGACACCAUUUUACGCUUGUACUCGUGUCCACGUAUAAUGUUUUACUUUAUGUCGAUAAUCAACUUCGCAGACGGAACAGCGUUGAUUGGUGCAUAUCUUCACUUAAUCCUUUACUACAGAUAUCCUCACUUACGCUACGGUAACUCCUGGAUAGACAGUUUAGCUUAUAUUCAGAUGUUGAGAUCCCUUCGUCUGUUCAGAAUCGUUGCAAAUAUUCGAGCAGGAAAAGUUCUUGCCUAUUCUGCACGCAAAAAUGUCAAAGACCUUACCAUACUGAUAUUGUUCCUCAUUGCCGGAAUGUGUACCUUUGCGAGUUGCUUUUACAUUGUUGAAGAGAGAACUACAAUUGAAAGUAUACCAGAUGCCUGGUACUGGGCUAUCAUUACAAUGACAACCGUUGGAUACGGUGAUAUCGAGCCGAGAACGAAGAUUGGCAGGUUAUUGGCGUGUAUUUGCGCAGUUGUUGGUGUUCUAUUACUCGCCCUUACCGUGCCGAUAUUUGCCAACCAUUUUCUUAUACUAUAUCAACACGUGGAAACGGAAAAUGUAGUUAAGCGUCUCGAAAAGAAAUCGACAAAAAUAACAAGGAACCAAAAUAUCGAGAACACCGAAACACGAAAAGCAUUCUUUAUCGUCUAGCAAUUCUAGUUUUGUUUUCUUUUCAUUUUAUUAAUUACAAGUCAAAACGUCACUGCUUAGCUCAUAUGAGAGACAAUAAUAAGACGCAGACAGGAAUUAUUCCAAGAAGUUCAGGCCCGAAUUUAUUAAUUAAUGACCAAAUAAUUAUUUGAACAUAUUGCAAGGAAAAAGGGAGACAUAAAAUAAUCAGCCAAUUCCUCGUAAUAGAGGUGUUAACCACACAAAACGAUAGAGAUUGAUAAAAAUUGGUAACAGUUAGUUUAUAUAUAAGAAUUAUUCGAUAGUAAAUGAAAACAUGGAAGAGCAAAGAAUUUCCAGACCUGAUAAUUAAAAAUAACAUUUUUUAAAAGUUCAUUAAUUAAAAGAAUUCCUGGAAUUCAUCAAUAGAUUUGACAUUUAAAUAGUGAUAAAACUUGCGAAAAUGCAAAUGGAGCUUAACUGUGUUUACACACACUUGUUUAAGAAAACGUAUAGUAAAUGAAUGGAAGGAAGUUCAAGAAGUGACAAAUUCUUGGAUAUUUUUAAGAAUAAAGAAGACAGGCAGAGAAGUACUUUUCGAAAACUAUAAAAGAAAACUAGUACGUAAAUCGACAAAAUGACAAAGUAAUUGCAUUGUUGCGCGUCCUUUAAUUUUUUGUUGAUGUUGUUGAAAUGUAACUUACACACACACGCACCCGCACACACACACCAAAACACGCACACACACGCAUACACACACACAUCACAAACGAACAAAUAUUACAAUAUUGUAAAUUGUAUAUUAUAAUGCUUGGCAAACGUUUUUAUGCUCGUUUUGCUUAGUUUAUAUUUCGUUUUUAUAACUAAAUGUUAUCUGUUCAACACCGUUCAGCAUUUUUAUAUUUCAUCAAGUUUAUUCGUGCUUAUAUGCAUUCAUAAUGUGAAACUAGUUUAAAUCAUCCGAAGUAACCGACGGAAUGCUAAAGAAUACAAAUAUCAAACUAAUACUACUUUCUUUGGAAGACAAGUCAAUAAACUGAUGUUUCCUUUUCUUAAAACAUAAGCAUUUAUUCG
Molecule: messenger RNA, 2801 nt
Organism: Ruditapes philippinarum (Manila clam)
Lineage: Eukaryota; Metazoa; Mollusca; Bivalvia; Venerida; Veneridae
Product: potassium voltage-gated channel protein egl-36-like
Exons: 3
Coding region: 75-1769 (564 amino acids)
Biological process (GO): protein homooligomerization; potassium ion transmembrane transport
Cellular component (GO): membrane
Molecular function (GO): voltage-gated potassium channel activity; protein binding
Source: RefSeq, a predicted model, not a curated record